Manacus vitellinus (golden-collared manakin) is the source of this 1347-nucleotide messenger RNA. It is a transcript of the gene PDYN, whose product is annotated as prodynorphin. The record is from RefSeq and is a predicted model, not a curated record. NCBI's taxonomy places the organism in Eukaryota, Metazoa, Chordata, Aves, Passeriformes, Pipridae. The coding region runs from base 16 to 717 and encodes 233 amino acids. The transcript is spliced from 2 exons. Gene Ontology annotation, cellular component: plasma membrane; axon terminus; dendrite. Gene Ontology annotation, molecular function: opioid receptor binding. Gene Ontology annotation, biological process: chemical synaptic transmission; sensory perception; neuropeptide signaling pathway.
UGGCUGCAGGGCGAGAUGGCACGGUGGGCACUGGCACUGGCACUCUGCCUGUCCCUGGCUGCGGUGGCAUCUGCUGACUGUGUCACCCAGUGUUCCCUCUGCGCUGCCCAGACCCACGGCACCGAGAGCAGCGUCCGGCCCCUGAUGUGUCUAUGGGAAUGCCAGGGCUCCUUGCCACCUGGCCCUGAGUGGGAGAUGUGCAGGAAGGCACUGGCACUCCUGGCCCCGCUGGUGGCCCUGGUUGAAGGGACAGACCCGUCACCACCGGAGGUGGAGGAGAACGAGGCAGAGCUGGAGCAGGAGUUGGGUCCCGGGGAGCAGCCACUGGCACCGGCCAAGCGCUACGGGGGCUUCAUGAAGAAGAUGUCCAAGGGGAAGCUGCUGUCCCUGCUCCGCGAGAACGCCCACAGCAAGGGCGGCCUCACCAAGAAGUUCGUGGGCUUCGGCCACAAGCCAGAGGAGCGGGCAGCCCCCGAGGACUACCCGGGGCUGGGGCCAGCAGGUGAGGGGAGUGAGGAGCCUACGAGUGCCGGGCCCGAGGGGCAGGAGCUGGCGCAGCUGCACAAGCGUUACGGCGGCUUCAUGCGCCGCAUCCGGCCCAAGCUCAAGUGGGACAAUCAGAAGCGCUACGGGGGCUUCCUGCGGCGGCAGUUCAAGGUGAUCACGCGGUCUGAGGAGGACCCCAGCGCCUACUCAGGGGAGGUCUUGGACCUAUAGAGCCAGGUGUGGGAUGACAGCACCACGGUCCCCACUCUGCCAGCCCCGACUGCUCCGUCGUCCCCAGCCCCGUCCCCUGCCCAGCCCGGCGUGGCUGGUGUCAUCCCUGCCUCAUUCCCCCAGUGAACCAUGGGUCCCAUCCCCAGUUGUCCCUCUCUGGUUCACCUGCCCAUCCCUUAGGAACUCUGUGCAUGGAGGGGACAGUGCCACCCCUCUGGCUGCUGGCGGUGUGGCCGUGGUCCAGCCCUAGGGCUCCUGGGGGCAAACUGCUGGAAACAUGUAUCCUCCGUUCUCCUGUGGCUGCUAAAGUGUAGCAGCAGGGUCUGGAAAUCAUCAUAGCUGAUGUACAGGGCAGCGGCCUCUGAGCACCGGGAAGGAUCAGGGAGGUAGCUCCCAUGGCCAUGGGCAGAGGUGGCUGGUGGCACCACAGCCCUGUCACUGGGUGCUCAAGCGGUGCUGAACCCAACCCUGACUCCCCUCGAGAUGCUCACCGUGUCCCACCCAUCCCAGCACCCUCCCGGUGCCCCUGGGCUGCCCCUCCAAGAACAACCCCAGAGGCAGGGCCAGCCCCACAUCCCGAUACCCAACUCCCCCUGCAGUCAAUAAAAGGCAGAUGCCAAUGAAGCCGAA